AUGGUGAAAGAGUUGGACCAGGCAGUGAAGUACUACACACUGGAAGAGAUUCAGAUGCGCCUCCACAGUGACAGUGCUUGGCUGAUCCUACACCACAAGUUGUAUGAUUUGGCCAAAUUUCUGGAAGAGCACCCUAGUGGGGGAGAAGCCUUAAGGGAACAAGCUGGAAGUGAUGCUACUGAAAAAUGUGAAGAUGUUAGGCAUUCUACAGACACUAGAGAAUUGUCCAGAACUUGUAUCAUUGGGGAGCUUCAUCCAGGUGACAAAUCGAAGUUAAUCAAGCCUCCAGAAAAUCUUAUCACUACUCUUGAUUCUAAUUCCUCUUGGUGGACCAACUGGAUGAUUCCAGCCAUCUGA
Molecule: messenger RNA, 357 nt
Organism: Cynocephalus volans (Philippine flying lemur)
Lineage: Eukaryota; Metazoa; Chordata; Mammalia; Dermoptera; Cynocephalidae
Product: cytochrome b5-like
Exons: 1
Coding region: 1-357 (118 amino acids)
Cellular component (GO): endoplasmic reticulum membrane; intracellular membrane-bounded organelle
Molecular function (GO): heme binding
Source: RefSeq, a predicted model, not a curated record